AUGGAUGUGGGGCUGAGGCUCCAGGAGGACCCAAGUUUGCUGAGCGGGUUAGCGGCCACACGGGCCAUGGAAACGGCAGUGAUUGGGGUGGUGGUGGUGCUGUUUAUGGUCACUGUGGCCAUCACCUGUGUCCUCUGCUGCUUCAGCUGUGACUCAAGGACCCAGCAUCCUCAGGGUGGCCCUGGCCGUAGCUUCACGGUGGCCACAUUUCGCCAGGAGGCGUCUCUCUUCACGGGGCCCAGUCGCCACGCCCCGCCAGCACCCAGUGCCCGGGACUUCUGGACCUUCAUGUGAGGCCUCACAGUCCCUUGGAUCUGCUCUGCUGGUGGGUCACACUCAUGCACCCCUCAGCAAGCCUUCCCUGGCGUCCCGCCUCUCUGAUCCUGCAUCCCUGCCCUUCCCCUCCUGCAUCCUCUGUCUCCCAUCUCCUCCCAUCCCGGCUUGCUGUGCCCUCCAGCCUGGGGGACCCAACAUGUCAUGGCCAGGUGGGGGUCAGCUCUGACCUCAAAGCUCCGCUGGGCCCCACCCACAGGAUGGGCUUAGGAGGGGCCCCAGGAGUCGGUGAACAGACACUGCGUGGGACUGCAUGGCGGGCCAGCUCUGCCGAUCUACACCCGGCACUGACACAUCACUGGGAUUUAUUGUAAACAGAGUGCUUGGGACACUGGUUCUGUUGCCACCAGAGGAAGCAGCGCCCCCAAGUGGACAUUUUCAGAAACCACUUCUCUGUGCCCCUCACGGAAUAUUUUUGCACAUUGCGCAGAGCCCAACCCUGAGGCCUGCUCCCUGCUCCCUGCCAGUUGCCUGAAAUCAGUCCUGAAAUUCUGAAACCAAAAAGCUGCUUCCUGGGGACAAAUGAUUUAUUUUGUAAUUGGAAGUGUAUAUCCUUUUAUGGGUCAUUCCAAAUCUGGUUUGGAAAACCACAAAAAGAAGCAGAAGAGAAAACAAGAGUCACAGAAAGUAUGAGAUGUUUUAUUAACAGGAAAACCAGAAAGAAGACUUUGAAACAUAUUUUGAAUGAUAUUUUAUUGCAAUAUUCUAACAGGUCACUUCUAUUCUUAGAGAAUGUGAGUGACUUGCGUCACUUAGGAAUGAUACAAAAAUUAUGGACUGAAAGAUAAUUCCAAAAAAGUUAAAAUGUUAUGUUACAUUCAGCGCAUGUAACAAAGCUCUUGUUUUCAUCACAAAUAAAGAGGUAUUCAGUUUUUAUUAAUAGAAAAUCUGUUCUCUCUUUAGCCGUGGAAUAAAUGCCAUGCCAUAUUUAACACAUUGACUGCUGCACUAGAAAAAAAUUUUUUU
Messenger RNA from Lemur catta (Ring-tailed lemur), 1299 nucleotides. It is a transcript of the gene SPAAR, whose product is annotated as small regulatory polypeptide of amino acid response. The transcript has a single exon. The record is from RefSeq and is a predicted model, not a curated record. NCBI's taxonomy places the organism in Eukaryota, Metazoa, Chordata, Mammalia, Primates, Lemuridae. The coding region runs from base 1 to 294 and encodes 97 amino acids.